AUGGAGGUGUCGUCGGUACAUGGCGUCGGUGUCCAACAUGUCCUCUGCGGCCCUUCACCCAUUUCUUCUGUCUCUAUUCUCUCUGCGACUCCAUGGAGGAGCACAAGAGCUAAGAACUCUCAUCUCUGUUGUGCCACAACUCUUGUCAAAGAACGCCACACUGAGACUCCCAACAAUGGCAGCGGAAUCUCAAAGCGGCACUCCAAGCAAUACUUGGCUAGACAGUCUGCUAUUCUUGAGGUCCAAGAGUCCUCUGACUUGGAUUCGGCUCUUACAAGAUUAGGUGGGAGUUUGAAGGUCCAAGACUUGAAUGCCAUAAUACGCCAUUUUGGGAUACUGAAAAGAUGGCACGAUCUUUCUCAGCUCUUUGAAUGGAUGCAACAGAAUGGAAAAAUUAGUGCAUCAUCCUAUAGCAGCUAUAUAAAAUUCAUGGGAAAGAGCCUCAAUCCUGUAAAGGCACUAGAAAUAUACAAUAAUAUUCAAGAUGCAUCAAUCAAAAAGAAUGUUCACAUAUGCAAUUCUGUUCUUGGUAGUCUGAUCAGGAGUGGCAAAUUUGAUGGAAGCUUUAAGUUAUUUCACCAGAUGAAGCAGGAUGGUUUAACACCAGAUGCUGUCACGUACAGUACGACAGAGUUGAUGGUGCUGAAUCUUAAUCAAGGAGGAAAUUCAAUGAUAAAAUAG
Prunus armeniaca (apricot) is the source of this 681-nucleotide messenger RNA. The record is from the annotation of a GenBank genome assembly. Lineage: Eukaryota; Viridiplantae; Streptophyta; Magnoliopsida; Rosales; Rosaceae.